UGCCUGUCAAGUGAACCAACAAAACCAUGUUUGGUAUUAAGUUUUAAAGGAAUUACACUAAUGUUAGACUGCGGCUUAAACAUGCAGUCUGUAUUACAUUUUAUGCCAAUGCCUUUGGUUCCUAGUUCAAAAUUCAAUUCAUUAUCAUCCUGGCUUCCUCGUGAUAAUCAUCAAGAUUGGCAAAUAGAAGGGGAGUUAAAAGAAUGUUGUGGCAGAGUAUUUGUAGAUUCAACCCCAGAAUUUUCUCCACCACUGGAGAAAAUCAUAGAUUUUUCAGAAAUUGAUGCUAUCUUGAUAUCAAAUUAUACUUGUAUGUUGGCUCUACCAUUUAUAACACAAGAUACUGGUUUUAAAGGCAUUGUGUAUGCCACAGAACCGACACUACAAAUUGGACGAUUCUUUAUGGAAGAAUUAGUAGAAUUUAUUGAACAGACACCUAGAGCAACAUUAGCUAAACAUUGGAAAGAAAUGUUGCAUGUUUUACCUCCCCCAUUAGCUGAUGCUCUUAAACCAAAAUCUUGGAAACACGUGUAUUCAAUGGUAGCAGUUAAUAAUGCUUUAUCAAAUAUCCAAACAGUUGGAUAUGAUCAGAAAUUAGAUAUAUAUGGUGCAUUAACAGUUACUCCCAUAAGCUCUGGAUAUUGUUUGGGUAGCAGCAACUGGUUAAUAUCAUGUGAUCAUGAGAAAGUUGCAUUUGUCAGUGGAUCAUCAACGUUAACAACUCAUCCACGACCUAUGGAACAGGCUACAUUAAAACAUGCCAACUUAUUAAUAUUAACAGGUUUAACUCAAACACCCACUGCUAAUCCAGAUACAAUGCUUGGGGAACUUUGCAUGACCGUUGCAAUGACUCUCAGGGCUGGUGGAUGUGUCCUAAUACCCUGUUACCCUUCUGGCGUUGUGUACGAUUUAUUUGAAUGCCUUAGUACCCACUUAGAUAAGUCAGGAUUUUCACAAGUCCCUCUAUUUUUUAUAUCACCAGUAGCUGAAUCAUCUUUAGCAUACUCAAAUAUAUUAGCUGAAUGGUUGUCAACAAAUAAACAAAAUAAAGUUUAUCUUCCUGAGGAACCAUUUCCACAUGCAUUCCUUGUUAAAAAUGCUAGAUUAAAACAUUUUACAUCUACGUAUGCAGAGGGUUUCAGUUCUGACUAUAGACAACCUUGUGUUGUCUUCUGUGGUCAUCCUAGUCUUAGAUUUGGCGAUGCAGUCCAUUUUGUUCAGUUGUGGAGUAAUAAUCCACUACAUACAAUAAUUUUUACAGAACCAGAUUUUCCAUAUCUGGAUGCACUAGCACCAUUUCAGCCUUUAGCUAUGAAAGCUGUACAUUGUCCGAUAGAUACAUCUCUUAAUUUUACUCAGGCUAAUAAAUUAAUUAGAGAUUUAAAACCAGAACAUUUGGUAAUACCUGAAUGCUAUACACAACCACCUAUAACAGCACUGCACAGGACAGAUCUUGUAAUAGAGCCUGUUGGUGAGAAGCCUUUAAUUACCUUCAAACGAGGUGAAGUAAUCAAAUUACCUUUAAAAAGGAAAAAGGGGCGAGUAUUUAUUGAACCCGAAUUAGCUGGAAACAUAAUACCAAGUGAAAUUCGACCUGGCUUGAGUCUUGCUUCUAUUACUGGUGAAUUGGAAGUUAAAGACAACGUGUACACAAUAAAGAGUAUCGAAGACAGACCAUGUGGAAAGCGUAAAGCUUCGUCCGGCUCACCUGCUCCAAUCAAGGAGGAAGUUUUGAAGGAAAGAAAACAUGAAUAUGGUAACGUGGAUCCGCAAGAGUUACUUCAAAAACUCAAUCAAGAAGGCAUCCUGGGUGCCAAGUUACAACAUAGCCCAACUGCUACCAGUAUUCACUUGCAAGAUGAAGAUACUUUAAUUCAAAUAGGAGACAAUUCAACACAUAUAUUUUGUAAUGGUGAUCAAAAGAUUAGAAGACGAUUAAGGGUUAUGAUAAUGCAGUGCCUAAAGAGAUUUUAAUAGAACAAUUAAGUAACAUCGAAUAAUGACUAUUUUAUAUGAUGUAACAAUUUUAUUAUAAUUUAUUUUUCUACAUCAUUGGAA
Megalopta genalis is the source of this 2058-nucleotide messenger RNA. It is a transcript of the gene IntS9, whose product is annotated as integrator complex subunit 9. Gene Ontology annotation, biological process: snRNA 3'-end processing. Lineage: Eukaryota; Metazoa; Arthropoda; Insecta; Hymenoptera; Halictidae. Gene Ontology annotation, cellular component: integrator complex. The record is from RefSeq and is a predicted model, not a curated record.